This is a messenger RNA of Cynara cardunculus var. scolymus (artichoke), 1231 nucleotides long. RefSeq names its product F-box protein PP2-B15-like. The transcript has 3 exons. Gene Ontology annotation, molecular function: protein binding. Lineage: Eukaryota; Viridiplantae; Streptophyta; Magnoliopsida; Asterales; Asteraceae. The record is from RefSeq and is a predicted model, not a curated record. Bases 63 to 902 code for a protein of 279 amino acids.
AUCCAUAACUCAACUACUUGAAAGCUCCAUUUCAUCAUUCCAAGAAAUCUUGAAACCUAAAAAUGGCCACCAAGUUGAACAUGUUGCCAGAAGACUGUCUUUCCACUAUUCUAUCUUUCACUUCUCCAGCAGAUGCAUGUAGAUUAACGAUUGCAGCUUCCUCUUUGAGAUCGGCUGCCGAAUCCGAUACAGUUUGGGCCAGAUUCUUGCCAUCUGAUCUCCCAAGUAUUAUAUCGAGAGCACAUUCUCAACUCGACUUUUCUUCGAAGAAAGAACUCUAUUUCCAGCUUUGUGAUUCAGUUCUUGUAGAUGGUGGAAUUAGGAGCUUUUCAUUAAACAAACUAAGUGGGAAAAAGUGUUGUCUUCUGUCCGCAAGAGCACUUUCUAUUUCCUUAAGCAAUGAACCAAACCAUUGGAGCUGGACAUCCCAUUCUGCAUCAAGAUUUUCCGAGGUGAUUGAGCUAAAAACGAUAUCCGGCAUUGAAAUCGAAGGAAGAAUAAGCACCGACAACUUGACUCCUAAGACGACGUAUGGUGCUUAUCUCAUCAUAAAAGUUUCUGAUCGUGCAUUUGGGUUGGACUCAAUCCCAUCUGAGACAUCAGUAUCCAUGAACGAAUGCUUGGUUACCAACACCGGAUAUUUAUGCCCUCUCGACAACAAAAAGCAACAACUGGAAUCCUUGUUUUUCAUGAACCGAAGGCGAAUGAUGGAGAAACGGGUGGUAAAAGGAGAAGGCCGACGUCCAUGCAAGAGAGAGGAUGGAUGGAUGGAAAUCGAGCUCGGAGAGUUCUUUGUUGGAGGAAAAGGUGAGGAGGUGAAGAUGAAUUUGAUGGAAGUUAAGGGUCAUCAACUAAAAGGAGGACUCAUCAUCGAAGGAAUUGAAGUCAGGCCUAAGUGUUAACUCCAAUCUUGCAAUUCAUUCAAGAUUACUUAACAAACUACAAGAAAAUGAAGAAAUAUAUACAAGUUUUGUUUGAAAAAUCAAGCAAUUGUGGAAAAAGUAGAAUUCUUUAUUCAUUUUUGUAUAUCUAGCUAAUUCUUUCCAUUAAAUCAAUGGCUGUCAAUAUAUUAUUCUCUUAUUUAUUUCAACAUGUACGUAUUGUUACCUCUCUUCCUACCCUUGUCCAAAUGACAUUUUUGAAAAUUGUGAUACAACCAUAAAGAUAUGUAAAAUAUUCAUGUAAGGAUGUGUGUAAUAUGACUUUGCAAAACAGAAAGUUGUAGGUGUCU